GUGACAGUGACGGAACGAGGGAGUGCGUCCGAGCGCUCGCUAGUGUUGGAUUGUAAUCGUGUUCAGACUGUAAUGGAAUAAACGUGCCAAGAUGUCAGAUAGGUUUCAUAGGGCCGCGCGUGAUGGCUACCUCGAAGUCCUCCGGGAAGCCACCAGGAGGGACUGCAACGCCCCCGACGAGGAUGGCCUCACGCCCACUCUCUGGGCGGCUUACGAGGGCAACCUGGACGCCCUGAGACAGCUGGUGGGCCGAGGCGGCGACCCCGACAAGUGCGACCACUACGGUAACACGGCCCUGCACUGCGCGGCGGCUCGGGGGCACAUGACCUGCGUCUCGUUCCUCGUCAACUUCGGCGUCAAUAUCUGGGCUCUGGACAACGAGUUCCACACGGCCAAAGAGCUCGCCGCCAUGAACAACAAGGACGAUAUCUUGCGUUACUUGGACACGGUCGCUGGGAAGCAGAAACAGACUGAUGCUAAGCAAGUGAAGAAGCUGCAGGACAAGGCUCAGAAGGACUCGGAGAAAAGACGGAAGGAGUUCCACAAGAUCCAGCAGAAGGCGGACAAGAAGAGGGAGGCCGAGAACGCGAGGCUGGAGAAGGAGAGGGAGAAGAUCGAGAAGCAUGAGGUCAAGCCGCAAGGUCGCCGCAAGAGCAUCAUGAACACCCUGUCGCGCAGCUCCAUCGCCUUCAUGAACGGCCCCCGGAAAGAUUCCCGCCUCCUGUACGACAGCAACAGCCCCAAGUUCUCCGACCUCACCAACACCAACAACCAGAAGAAGAACAUCGGCGGUAUUCAGAAGAAAAUCAUUAAGAAGAAGGUGCAAGACGAGAACAAGAGUGAAUUUAAGGUCCGGGAGACGGAGGGCGACGGCAAGCGGUCGGUGCGCAGCCUGUCAGGGUUCCGCCGCGACUCCGAGAUCCUGUUCGUCCCCAACGGCAGCCUCAGCAGCGCCAACAGUGAGUCGCCUGGAUGCGGCAAGCGCGGCAAGAUCAGCGACGUGUUCGAGACGGAGGACGAGCAGGAGGGCGGCCGGCUGCCCCGCGCCUCCAGCCAGCCGGACUUCUACGAGCUCUCGGAGCCCAGCAUGCAGCACCGCGGCUCCCUCUUCGCGCGUCCAGGCUUCGGCUCCGUCGCUUUCAGGAACUCCAUCACAGCCACGCUGAGCAGCCUGGCCACGAGCGGCAGCGGCAGCGACUCGGCGCGCGCGUCGUCUGCGGGGUCGCUGGCGCAGAGGGACGGCGCCGAGCCCUGGGAAGAGGAGGACCUGCCUUCGGACGACGAGAGUGAGGCGACGCCCGUGUACCUGUUCCUGGCCGCCGCAGGCCUCACCGACUUCAUCCCGACCUUCGCCAAGGAGCACAUUGACCUCGACGCCCUCAUGCUGCUCACCGAGGAGGACCUCAUUAGCAUGAAGCUCCCCAUCGGCCCGAGGAGGAAGCUCUUGAAAGCCAUAAAGGAAAGGAAUGAAGCCCUAGAAGAUCCCGGGGAAGUGCAGGACAGCCAGCUCUGAAGACCGAGCGGGGCAUCUUGAUGAUCCCGCCCGGGGUGUACAGCGCUCUUCGCUCUUUAGCUUAAAAGAAACAGAACGCAGUGAUGUUUAUCAUACAGACUAAACCUUAGGACCUUCAACAUCGAAUAAGCAUUUUUUUUUUUUUUUUUUUUUUGCAAAAAUUGCAGUGUUGUACUUAGAGUGAUGAUUAGGAAAUACCAGUGAUUUAAUAUAAGGCUAAUUGGAAAGUAAUCAAGCAAACUGAGAUUAUGCUAUCCAUAUUGUUUUACAUUUGCGUUUAUCUGCAACAAGAAAUUGCAACAAUGAUAAGUAAAAAUUUUACUUAUCUUGUGUUGAAGGUUUGUCUUUGGAAAACGAGCGUAAAGGUAUAGUAUAUCACAUGAUACUAUUUUCGUAACUUUACAGCUCUUUACAGAAAAAAUGAGGUUUAUUUGAUUCGCAUCACUUCUCGAAUCCUGAUCAGACAUCUGCUCUGCGCCAUUAAUGCUUCGCUGAGAUGAAUUAGAUGGACGUACGUGCGUUAAGAUCAGACCCUUCUAUCUGUCUCUGCCCUUCCUUCCUUCCUUCCUCCCUUCCUCCCUUCCUCCCUUCCUCUCUUCCUCCCUCCUUCCCUCCCUCUCUCUCUCCCUCCCUCCCUCCCUCCCUCCUUCCCUCUCUCCCUCCCUCCCAACCUCUCUCUCUCUCUCUCUCUCUCUCUCUCUCUCUCUCUCUCUCUCUCUCUCUCUCUCUCUCUCUCUCUCUCUCUCUCUCUCUCUCUUUCUCUUUCUCUUUCUCUCUCUCUCUCUCUCUCUCUCUCUCUCUCUCUCUCUCUCUCCCUCCCUCCCCCCCGCUCUCUCUCUCUCUCUCUCUCUUUCUCCUCUCUCUCCUUCUCUCUCUCCCCCUCUCUAUCCCUCCCUCCCUUCCCCCGCUCUCUCUCUCUCUCUCUCUCUCUCUCUCUCUCUCUCUCUCUCUCUCUCUCUCUCUCUCUCUCUCUCUCUCUCUCUCUCUCUCUUUCUCUCUCUCUCUCUCUCUCUCUCUCUCUCUCUCUCUCUCUCUCUCUCUCUCUCUCUCUCUAUCUCUCUCUCUCUCUCUCUCUCUCUCUCUCUCUCUCUCUCUCACUCUCGGUAAAUGUGUCCUUAUCUGGUUGGAACUGACAGUCCAGUCACCCCUUGUUGCCAUAUUAUAUAGUCAUUAUGAAUGAAGCACUUGUAACAUAAAUGUAGAAUUAGAGAACUGACUUAUCUCUCCCUCUUUCGACCAAUGAUUCUUAAAUAUUUUUUACAUUCCCAGGUCGUAUAUGAAAAAAAAAUACUUGUCACCUCAUUCGAUUUUAUAUUAGUUUUAGAUCCCUGUUUUGCUCUGUGGAAGUAACCGGGGAAAAAACAGAAAUACUUGCCAGUGAAAAAAAAAUCACGCUUAUAUUCUAUAAAGAAUGUAGAUUUGAAUAUUAUACCCUAAAUCACAGUGAGUAUAAAGUUUCGGUUAUUUUCGUUAGCGAAAAUCAGAGUCCUUAAUUAACUGAACGCUUCCUUAUCCCUUUCGAAGACACAGGAUUUGGAUAUUUUCUUUAAUUUUCACUUUUUACUCGGUAAUACGUCUUUAGUUUAAGAGUGUUUCAUCAUGUGUCAGAGUAUAUUUGUUUUUGGAUGUCUUAUGCAUGUAGUUAAGAUAACUUGUUCUUAUAUUCUCUUUACUCUUUUUUUUUGUCUCCAUGUGAUGCACACACACACACCUGUGCCUAUAAACUGGAUGUUCUAUUCGACGAAACAGAAAAACACCACCAAAAUAGAGCCAUCAAACUAGCAACACGUUUGACCUGUUUCCACUUAUCUCUUGUGCUGCUACUGGAUGUGAAUCAGCGUCCAGGCCUCGGGAAAGCCAUUACGAAGCCGAACUUUGUCUAAAUGUGUCUGAAUCAUUAUCUGUAUAUUUGUACAUAUAGUCAGUAAAGCUUUGAAGGUUUGAAAGUGUGUAAGCAAUUAAAAUUUGAUAUACAUUA
Molecule: messenger RNA, 3491 nt
Organism: Penaeus indicus
Lineage: Eukaryota; Metazoa; Arthropoda; Malacostraca; Decapoda; Penaeidae
Gene: Sans
Product: pre-mRNA splicing regulator USH1G-like
Exons: 9
Coding region: 92-1513 (473 amino acids)
Molecular function (GO): protein binding
Source: RefSeq, a predicted model, not a curated record